Messenger RNA from Salarias fasciatus (jewelled blenny), 2691 nucleotides. RefSeq names its product peroxisomal bifunctional enzyme-like. The transcript has 7 exons. Gene Ontology annotation, cellular component: peroxisome. Gene Ontology annotation, molecular function: NAD+ binding; (3S)-3-hydroxyacyl-CoA dehydrogenase (NAD+) activity. Gene Ontology annotation, biological process: fatty acid beta-oxidation. The record is from RefSeq and is a predicted model, not a curated record. The coding region runs from base 97 to 2256 and encodes 719 amino acids. Lineage: Eukaryota; Metazoa; Chordata; Actinopteri; Blenniiformes; Blenniidae.
UAUCGAUGUGUUGUGACUUGCUUCAACUUCAGUUUCAAAGUUCACUCUGCACUCACACCAAACUACUGAGACACAAUCCAGUAAUCCUGCUGCGCCAUGGCUGCGUUUGCUCGUGUUUCGGGGUCUGUCGGCUUGAUAACCCUUCAAAAUCCUCCUGUUAACGCACUGAGUGCUGCAGUGAGGCAAGGCAUUGUCGACUCGGUGCAGAGAGCACUGAGGGAGCCCGAGGUGAAGUGUGUCGUCAUCUGUGGCCAGAAUGGAAUAUUUUGUGGAGGAGCCGACAUCAGAGAGUUCAGUGGACCGAUGUCCGGGCCUCCACUUAUACCGAUGAUCCAUUCCAUCGAGGUUGCGGCCAAACCGGUGGUGGCAGCCAUAGAGGGGAGCGCUUUAGGCGGUGGCCUUGAGAUUGCACUUGGCUGUCAUUAUCGAAUCGCACACUCUAAAACCCGACUGGGUCUUCCUGAGGUGACUCUGGGUCUGCUGCCAGCUGCAGGGGGAAGCCAGCGUCUGCCAAGGCUCAUCGGGGUCCCAGCUGCCCUGGACCUCAUUACCACAGGACGCCAUGUGACUGCUGCUGAGGCGCUGCAGCUUGGGAUGGUGGAUCAGGUUACCGAUCGCAACGUCACGGAUGUUGCGGUGAAGUUUGCCUUGAGUGUUGUAGGGAAACCGCUGGAUGCACGCCGGAUAAGCAUGCAUUCGUGUCCACACUCUCCUGAUUUGGAUGAGCUCUUUGAGAGAACAAUGCAGCAUGUGCGUCAGCGUGCACGUGGAGCGAUAGCGCCGGUUGCCUGUGUCCAGGCGGUGCGUGCAGCGGCCACCCUGCCCUAUGCUCAGGGCAUGGAGAAGGAGAGAGAGCUGAUGGCCACCCUCUUCACCUCAGGCCAGGCCCGCGCUCUGCAGUACUGCUUCUUUGCCCAGAGAGCUAUUGGCAGGUGGAGCAUGCCCAGUGGAGCCCGCUGGGACACAAGCAAGCCCCGGCCCGUGCACAAAACAGCUGUCAUUGGUCUUGGCACCAUGGGAAGAGGCAUAGCUGUGACUCUGGCCCAGGCAGGGUUUCCUGUGAUUGCUGUGGAAAAUCACGAGAAGCAACUGAUGGCAGCAAAGCAGGCAAUAUCGGGCAUGUUGGAGCGGGGGGCCAAAAGACGAGGGGUGACUCCUGUGCUCAACAAGAUCACUUACAGCCGUGAUAUUCAGUCUGUAGCAAAUGCCGACCUGGUCAUCGAAGCUGUGUUUGAGGACAUGGCUCUGAAGGAGAAGGUCUUUCAACAACUGUCGGCUAUUUGCAAACCUGGCGCUCUGCUCUGCACAAACACAUCCGGUCUAAAUAUUGACCACUUGGCGUCCCAAGUCCGCAACCCAGAGCUGGUAGUUGGGAUGCAUUUCUUUGCGCCUGCCCAUGUAAUGAAGCUACUGGAGGUGGUGUAUGGGCCGCGGUCUUCUUCCGAAGCUUUGGCCACCGCGAUGGCAGUGGGAAAGAAAAUCGGGAAAGUCAGCGUGGCAGUUGGAAACUGCCAGGGUUUUGUGGGGAACCGCAUGCUGGAGCACUACGUGGAACAGGCUCUCUUUCUGCUGGAAGAGGGAGCCACUCCUGAGCUGGUAGACCAAGCACUGGAGGAGUUUGGCUUUGCCAUGGGUGUGUUCAGAAUGUCUGACCUCUCUGGGCUUGACAUAGGCUGGAGAGUCAGGAAGGGGAAAGGGCUGGCAGUGCCUGAUCCAACCACGGGGCAAACGGCUAGAGUUCAGCAAGGCCGUCGGUACAGCCCUGUGGCAGACCUGAUCUGUGAGCAGGGACGGUUUGGUCAGAAAACAGGCCAGGGCUGGUAUCAGUACAACACGCCUGGCAGUCGGGUUGGUAAACCUGACCCGUGGGUGCACAACUUCCUAAAGGACUACCGAGCCCGGCAUGGCCUGGUGGCACGCCGUAUAGACCACCAGGAAGUGCUGGAGCGCUGCCUCUAUUCCAUGAUCAAUGAGGGCUUCCGCAUCCUGGAGGACGGAAUUGCCGCUGGGCCUGAAGACAUCGACGUCAUCUACGUGUUUGGGUACAGCUGGCCCCGGCACCGUGGAGGCCCCAUGUUCUACGCCCACAUGGUUGGGCUUCCCAAGGUGUUGGAGAGGCUGGAGCAUUACCACCAGGCCCACCCCGAUGUGCCGUCCCUGCAGCCGUGCAACCUGCUCAGGAAGCUGGUGGCCAAUGGGAGCCCACCGAUCCAGAAGUGGAAAGAAGUCAUGAAGAAAAUCAACAGCCGCCUCUGAAGUCAGCUUCCAUACAUCGGUCCUCACAUCUGAUCAGAUGCAUCAGUACAAGUAAUGGACCAGCCAAUAAAGUUGCACUUUUUAACCCAAUGAUGCCGUCUAUUGAUUUCAUAUCUCUUCCGGUGGUGGGUGAUGUUGUCAGAGACUGUGUACUGAGCCAGUGUAUUUGGCACAUUUAAACGAUUGUAUAAUCAAGCCAAAAUGAUCCCAAUCCUUUGUCUGUAAAACUUGUAUGAUUUUUUUUUUGUAUCUGAUUUAAGAAAAGACAAUCUAAUCAGCAUUAUCAAAACCUUGAUAGUAUCAUCAGUAAAUCAUGCUAAAAUGCCAAAAAAGCUUGAAUGUCUUACAUUGCUUGUUAUUUGUCCUCACAAAUCUUUGAUAAAAAGACAUUUGAUUAUUUUCACUGUAUGUACAAUUCAUUGUGAUACUUUAAUA